Molecule: messenger RNA, 1083 nt
Organism: Bradysia coprophila
Lineage: Eukaryota; Metazoa; Arthropoda; Insecta; Diptera; Sciaridae
Biological process (GO): olfactory behavior; sensory perception of smell
Cellular component (GO): extracellular region
Molecular function (GO): dibutyl phthalate binding; odorant binding
Source: RefSeq, a predicted model, not a curated record
AUCAAUACGAUUGCAUAUAAAACUGCAUCCGAUGCAACUGAAGCUACUAUUUGAGUCAUACCAUUGAGCUUGAAGAUACUACACAAUUCCAUCUCUAAAAGAAAAUGAUUUGUCGACUUGUGUGGUUGGCUUUGUUGUUUUAUGUUAACUUCGGAGAAUGUGGAGUAACCUUUGAGCAAGUACAGAAAACUGGUGAAAUGGUAAGAAGUGUAUGCCAACCAAGGAUUAAAAUAUCAACUGAGAUGAUAGAUGGCAUAAGAAAAGGCAAAUUUCCAGAGGACAAACUUCUGAAGUGCUAUAUACACUGUGUAAUGGAAAUGACUGGAAUCAUGAAGAAAAACAAGGUGAACUACGAGGCAGCAGUGAAAACAAUGGAAAAACUUUUAAGUGACGAUUUGUUGGAAGAGAAUAAAAGCGCUUUAACGAAAUGCAAAGACAGUGCUACUGGAAUUAAAGACAAUUGUGAGGCCGGCUUUGCACUCGUGAAAUGCAUAUACAACAACCGAAAUAUGAACAGGGAAGAAUUUCCAUUUCUGAAAAUGAAUCAUAGACACUGUCUCUGCUUGGCCUUAUUGCUUUGCGUAAUGUUUUUCGGCGUGGAAUGUGGUGUAACGAUGGAGCAAUUGGAAAAAACGUCUGGCAUGGUACGAAGUGUAUGCCAACCGAGAACGAAAAUUGCAACCGAAAUGGCAGACGGAAUUACACAAGGCAAAUUUCCUGAAGAUAAAGCUCUGAAGUGCUAUAUGCAAUGUGUGUUGGAAAUGACUGGAAUCAUGAAGAAAAACAAACUAAACUAUGAGGCAUCUCUGAAGCAAAUGGAUAAGCUACUACCAGACGACAUUGUGGAAGAAAAUAAAAAUGGUAUAACGCACUGCAAAGAUGCUGCUAAUGGAGUAAAGGACGCCUGCGAAGCAGCAUACAUAUUAGUUCAAUGUAUGUACAAAAACAACAAAAAGUUCACGUUUGCUUAAUUUCUUAACCGAAAAUAGAACAAUGGCCUGAACUUCGCAUAUAGACCGGAUAUCAUAUCAAACUAUCUCUUGUUUCAACUUAUUUAUCUGAGUUAAAUAAAGAAAUUUUUCG